CCUCGAUUUCUUUCUCGCGUAAGGUUGGCAACACAAUACUUCACUGCCUUUCUUUCCGGUCCAAAAUGACCUUCACACGUUUCGUGGAGACUGGCCGUGUGGCCAAAUGCGCUGUUGGCAAAUACAAGGGACGUCUUGUAGCUAUUGUAAAUGUGAUUGACCAAAAUCGGGUACUUAUCGAUGGCCCGACCACUAAAGUACCCCGGCAACAAUACCCGGUUAACCACCUUCACCUGACCAAGUUCCGUGUCAAGUUCCCGUUCACAGCCUCGACGAAAGUUGUGCGUAAAGCUUUGGAGGCAUUCAACCUUAAGGAGAAGUUCUCCAGCACCAGAUGGCAAGAGCGUGCACGUGCUAAGGCCAAGCGAUGCAACUUGACGGACUUCGACCGCUUCAAGCUGCGAUUGGCUCGCGCUGAGCGUAACCGUCUUGUCAACGCUCAGUACAAGAAGAUGAAGAAGGAAGUCGUGAACAACGGUAUGCUGUUCGGUAAGCCGGUUAAGGGAACGAAAUCACUGCCGAAGCGACGCAACCCGAUUCCGAAGAAGGAAGGCAAGAAGAAGCGCGUCAGGAAAAACAAAAAGACCCCGGCGGCCAAGAAGUAAGCAAGCAAGCAGCUGUUGGGUUUUUGUUGGAAGUUCCGUGCGAGUGUGUACACAGUGAGGAAGGAAGGAGAAUAUAACUAAUCAAUUUAAAGCCUA
Messenger RNA from Sabethes cyaneus, 701 nucleotides. It is a transcript of the gene RpL14, whose product is annotated as 60S ribosomal protein L14. Bases 66 to 605 code for a protein of 179 amino acids. The transcript has 4 exons. Lineage: Eukaryota; Metazoa; Arthropoda; Insecta; Diptera; Culicidae. Gene Ontology annotation, biological process: translation; ribosomal large subunit biogenesis. The record is from RefSeq and is a predicted model, not a curated record. Gene Ontology annotation, molecular function: structural constituent of ribosome; RNA binding. Gene Ontology annotation, cellular component: ribosome; cytosolic large ribosomal subunit.